Molecule: messenger RNA, 1503 nt
Organism: Acanthocheilonema viteae
Lineage: Eukaryota; Metazoa; Nematoda; Chromadorea; Rhabditida; Onchocercidae
Source: the annotation of a GenBank genome assembly
AUGGUGAGGCAGGAGAUAACGUAUCGUGUUCAUCGGGAUACGGUGAAACGACCAGAUGAAGUGAGCGAAAUAAUGAGCGAAGAAGAAUAUCGAAAAGCUCGGAUAUACAGACUUGAUAAGCAUCGCUUCUCUUUCGUAUACUCAACAUACUUGCAGUUGGAGUUAAUGGUUAUCCUAAUAUUCUCCUUACCUCAUAUUUUAUGGAACAUAAGUGGAGCUUUCAAUGUAGGAUUUGGGUUUACGAGCGAAAUUGCUCAGACAAUGACUUUCAUAUCAUUACUAGCGGUUAUUGAAUGUCUAACAAGUAUGCCAUGGCAGCUUUAUGAUACAUUCAUAAUUGAGGAAAAACACGGGUUUAAUAAGCAGACGCUGGGUUUUUUUCUCAAAGAUAAAGCUAAGAAGACGGUAGUAUCAUUAUUAUUGAUGGCACCAAUAGUAGCUACAGUUGUGUACAUUGUGGAACGUGGAGGACCAUAUUUCUUCUUUUACAUUUGGAUCUUCCUCUCAGUUGUCAUAUUUCUGUUAAUGACGGUUUAUCCUGAAUUCAUAGCUCCAUUAUUCGACAAAUAUGUUCCACUCCCUGAAAGCGAACUGAAGGAAAAAAUCGAGAAACUUGCUGAAACUCUAAACUUUCCGCUGAAGAAACUGCUCGUUGUCUAUGGUUCCAAACGAUCAGCACAUAGCAACGCUUAUUUUUACGGUAUAUGGAACAAUAAACGUAUUGUGCUUUAUGACACGCUAUUUGGUGAAGAAAUGAAAGCAAAGCUAAAGGAGAAUACAUGCUUUUCUACAGAGAAGGACGAAAAAAGCUGCGACAAGGUGGAUGACGAAGGAAUAAAAGAGCACAAAUUGGGUGUGCAAGACAAUGAAAUUCUAGCUGUCCUUGGCCAUGAACUUGGACAUUGGGCUCAUUGGCAUACAGUUAUUCAUCUCCUUCUUACUGAGAUAAAUUUGUUGCUGCUACUUGCUAUAUUUGCGAAGUUCUAUCAAGCUACUUCACUUUUCCAUGCAUUUGGCUUCUACGAUUCAAAACCAACGAUUAUUGGAUUCAUGAUCGUUUUCCAAUAUAUCACCGCUCCAUAUAAUGAAUUGUUCUCUUUCCUUUUGACGAUAAUGUCGAGACGAUUGGAAUUUGCAGCGGAUCGUUUCUCAGAAAGACUUGGUUAUGGAAAUGAGUUGUGCAGAGCAUUGAUCAAACUUGGCAAGGAUAAUCUAGUUUUACCGGUAGACGAUCCGCUCUACUCGAUGUUCAACCGUUCACAUCCAUCAGUAUUAGAACGGAUUGCUGCCCUCAAGAAAAAUACUUCGAAAGAUCGAAGAGAUUUUUGGGAUGAUGGAUUACAUGAUUUAACUCUUGCAGCAAUAGCGCCUAGUUCUGAAUUACAUAGAACGACGUUGAGGCUUGUCAGCAUGAUGACACAAGAUUGCGGAGAACAAUGUCUGAAAGUACGUGGGAAUAACUGGGCUGAACACGUUAAACCUAUUGGUUCACAUGUGAUAUAA